AACUGUCCCAGCACUUAUCACACACCACAUGAUUUUGUAAUUUUGUAAAACUAGAGGAUUAACUUACAUAUUUUGGCUCUGCCCUGUAUCUGAAAGUAACGAUAUCGGAAAUGCAAUGAUUUUGAUGCUUGAUUAAUUUUAUGUCGGUGUUCUCAAACUCCCUUGCUUUCAAUUGCCAGUAGUGAUUGUUACAUCAGCCCGAGAAUGUUCAGUUAAGAAUGUUCUAAUUACAUAUUUGUGAUAUGCAUGUUGAAGGAUUAACUACUGUACUCCACAGUGCUCCUCUCCAAUGUUGAACUGCUACCCUCAGGAGAAGUGAUGUUGCCCACAGUUUCAUCUGCAAAAGCCCGCAGACUUGUUUUCUUAAUCUGGGAGUACACAUGAGGCACCAUGCAACAUUUUGAAUAGCAAAUCAUGAGAGGUUUUCUCCUUGUGAUGCUGAUGUCAUUCACAUAUGUCAGGCACAUCACUUCCUGUCCCGCUUCCUGUGUAGUGUGCUCGGAGGAUGCCAUCAUCUGCCACAAGCUCUCCAACAUCAUAGGAGUUCCCGAGACCACUAAGGUCUUGAUGCUCACAGACGGGCAGAUCGACUCUGUGGGCAAUGGCAACUUCUCGGACCUGUCAAACAUGACCAUGCUGGGCCUGAGCAACAACGCCAUCGCCAACAUCACGGAGAGCGCCUUCCGGAACCUCACGGUCCUCAGGGUGCUGCUCCUGGACCACAACCUCAUCACGAGCGCGUCCAUAUUCAGCUCCACGUUCAGCCAGCUCUGGAGCCUGGAGAUCCUGCAGCUGGGGAACAACGCCAUCCGUGUCAUCGACGGCGGCUGGUUCCGGGACCUGGGGACCCUGCUCACCCUGCAGCUGGAGGGGAACCUCAUCACCAGCCUGGGGUCCGCCACCUUCCGGUCCGACCUGGAGAACCUGGAGACGCUGGACCUGUCGGACAACCUGAUCGAGCACGUGGGCCGCGGAAGCUUCCGGGCCCUGCCCCGGCUGCGCAGGCUGGACCUGUCCCGGAACAGCCUGCGCACGGCCCCGGACGCCUUCUCCUACCUGUCCUGGCUCUCGGCCCUCAACCUGGACCACAACCGGUGGAACUGCACCUGCGAGCUGCAGGAGCUGUCGGCCUUCCUCAGCAGCUACAUGCAGGCCCCGGACAAGGUCCUGUACAACGGCAGGCAGCUGGUCUGCCUGAGCGCCGCCAACCCCGCCGUGCACACCGUGCUGCAGCUCACCGAGGCCAACUGCGUGCCGCCCAACGAGAACAUCACCGUGGUGAUCGCCGCCAAGGGCGGCAUCUCCGCCCGUCAGUACGCCAGGGACGUCUCUUUGGCCGCGUUGUUCUUCUUCGCCGGUAAGGUUCUUCUUCUGGCCCUCUUAACCCUUCAAGAUGAUGAGCAGCACAUUCUGGAAGGGGGCCUGGGGCAGGAGGAACUAAAACCGCUGUCUAACCAAGGAAGCACUGACAUGCUACCUAAUCAGGAAUCAGAGGGCAAGAUCAUGGACACAUUGACUGUGGAGGAAGAACCCAAAAAGGAGAAUGCUCCUCUGCUCGACACCCUUCAAGGAGACAACUCAGAUGGGGCGAUGGUGACAGACGUUCCAGUCAAAUAA
This is a messenger RNA of Anguilla anguilla (European eel), 1617 nucleotides long. RefSeq names its product leucine rich repeat containing 53 (gene lrrc53). NCBI's taxonomy places the organism in Eukaryota, Metazoa, Chordata, Actinopteri, Anguilliformes, Anguillidae. Gene Ontology annotation, molecular function: protein binding. Bases 415 to 1617 code for a protein of 400 amino acids. The record is from RefSeq and is a predicted model, not a curated record. The transcript has 5 exons.